GCCAAGGCCCCUCCUCUGGGGCCUCCAUGGACACCGCUUCUUACUGGUCCUCCAGAGUGCUUGGGAGCCGAGGGCAGGCUGGCACACAAGCUGUUCCGAGACCUCUUUGCCAACUACACAAGUGCCCUGAGACCUGUGGCAGACACAGACCAGGCCCUGAAUGUCACCCUGGAGGUGACACUGUCCCAGAUCAUCGAUAUGGAUGAGCGGAAUCAGGUGCUGACCCUGUACCUGUGGAUCCGACAGGAGUGGACAGACUCCUACCUACGAUGGGACCCCGACACCUAUGGUGGUCUGGAUGUCAUCCGCAUCCCCAGCAGUCUCGUGUGGCGGCCGGACAUCGUACUGUAUAACAAGGCGGAUGCGCAGGCCCUGGCCUCUGCCGGCACCAACGUGGUCCUGCGGCACGACGGCGCCGUGCGCUGGGACUCUCCGGCCAUCACGCGCAGUUCCUGCCGCGUGGACGUGUCGGCCUUCCCGUUCGACGCGCAGCGCUGCGGCCUGACCUUCGGCUCGUGGACACACGGCGGGCACCAACUGGAUGUUCGGCCGCGCGGCGCCGCCGCCAGCCUGGCCGACUUCGUGGAGAACGUGGAGUGGCGCGUGCUGGGCAUGCCGGCUCGGCGGCGCGUGCUCACCUACGGCUGCUGCUCCGAGCCCUACCCGGACGUGACCUUCACUCUGCUGCUGCGCCGCCGCGCCGCCGCCUACGUGUGCAACCUGCUGCUGCCCUGCGUGCUCAUCUCGCUGCUGGCGCCGCUCGCCUUCCACCUGCCUGCGGACUCGGGCGAGAAGGUGUCGCUGGGCGUCACUGUGCUGCUGGCGCUCACUGUCUUCCAGCUGAUCCUGGCCGAGAGCAUGCCGCCGGCCGAGAGCGUGCCCCUCAUCGGAAAGUACUACAUGGCCACCAUGACCAUGGUCACCUUCUCCACGGCGCUUACCAUCCUUAUCAUGAACCUGCAUUACUGUGGUCCCAGUGCCCGCCCCGUGCCAGCCUGGGCUCGGGCCCUCCUGCUAGGACGCCUGGCACGGGGCCUGUGUGUGCGGGAACGAGGGGAACCCUGUGGGCAGUCUAGACCACCUGAGUCAUCCCCCAGCCCCCAGCCUCCUGACAGAGGCACUGGCCCCCCAGCAGGCCCCUGCCAGGAGCCUCGGUGUCUGUGCCGUCAGGAAGCCCUGCUGCAUCACGUGGCCACCAUCGCCAAUGCCUUCCACAGCCACCGGGCCGCCCAGCGCCGCCAUGAGGACUGGAAGCGCCUGGCCCGUGUCAUGGACCGUUUCUUCCUGGGCAUCUUCUUCUCCAUGGCUCUGGUCAUGAGCCUUCUGGUGCUGGUGCAGGCUCUCUGA
This is a messenger RNA of Cervus elaphus (red deer), 1347 nucleotides long. RefSeq names its product cholinergic receptor nicotinic alpha 10 subunit (gene CHRNA10). The transcript is spliced from 4 exons. Gene Ontology annotation, biological process: nervous system process; signal transduction; chemical synaptic transmission. The annotation marks the transcript as partial. The record is from RefSeq and is a predicted model, not a curated record. Gene Ontology annotation, cellular component: synapse; neuron projection; postsynaptic membrane. NCBI's taxonomy places the organism in Eukaryota, Metazoa, Chordata, Mammalia, Artiodactyla, Cervidae. Gene Ontology annotation, molecular function: acetylcholine-gated monoatomic cation-selective channel activity; transmembrane signaling receptor activity.